This is a messenger RNA of Arabidopsis lyrata subsp. lyrata, 756 nucleotides long. Its product is annotated as small nuclear ribonucleoprotein SmD3a. Gene Ontology annotation, molecular function: RNA binding. Bases 78 to 467 code for a protein of 129 amino acids. Gene Ontology annotation, biological process: RNA processing; spliceosomal snRNP assembly. The record is from RefSeq and is a predicted model, not a curated record. Lineage: Eukaryota; Viridiplantae; Streptophyta; Magnoliopsida; Brassicales; Brassicaceae. Gene Ontology annotation, cellular component: U5 snRNP; pICln-Sm protein complex; catalytic step 2 spliceosome. The transcript is spliced from 5 exons.
AACUGGAAACGCUUUUUUCGCUGCAAAAAAAAAAAAAAGGAAAAGGGAAGGUUCAAUUAGGGUUUAGUGAAUCGAAGAUGAGUCGGAGUUUGGGGAUUCCGGUGAAGCUUCUUCACGAAUCGUCCGGUCAUAUUGUGUCGGUGGAGAUGAAGAGCGGUGAGCUGUACAGAGGAAGCAUGAUCGAGUGUGAGGAUAAUUGGAACUGUCAGCUCGAGAACAUCACCUAUAAAGCCAAGGAUGGUAAGGUAUCACAGCUUGAGCAUGUCUUCAUUCGAGGCAGCUUAGUCAGGUUUAUAGUCAUACCAGACAUGCUAAAGAAUGCUCCAAUGUUCAAGGAUGUUAGGGGCAAGGGAAAAAGCUCUUCACUAGGUGUAGGCAGAGGAAGAGGCGCUGCAAUGCGAGCCAAAGGUCAAGGUACUGGACGUGGAACAGGAGGAAGGGGAGCCGUGCCACCUGUGAGGAGGUAGUUUAGUUAACCCUCCUAAUGUAGCUUCGACUCUUGAGACAAUCUCUGCAGUAUCCAUGAGAAUCCGCCAACUUCAGCUUGUCACUUAUGCAUUUAAGGUACACAGUAAGUAAAAUCUCUAACAAGAAGACAGGGAGGGAAGAGAGAAAGAGGGACUAGUUCUGUGUUUUGGGUUACUAACAUGUUUGAAACAUUGACAUGUUUUGUUCACGUGGUCAUUGAGAGACUUCCCACAUCUUAUGUAGAACAGAGCACGAUUCAAAUUUCUAUAAUGAUUCGUCUUUUUAGUC